AUGUCCAAGGCGUGCGACACGUUGACAACGUUGUUGAAGCUUCGUGAUGACUUCGGCCUGAACCCAAAGUUUGUGCACAUGGACAAGGACAGCGCUCAGAUGUCGGCUGCGACGUUGGUGUGGGCUGAUGCCUUUCCUGUUGUGUGGGCUCAUGGAGGGAUUCCGACAGACGAGUUGUUUUGCAACACGGACGUCCUUGAAUCUUUGCGGCAACUGAUGAAGUCGCAUUACAAGUCACAUCCGUUUAUAGCCAUGAACGAGGAUGCAAUUUCACCGGACGACAAAGCGCGGAUUCUGUACAUUAAAGCUGUGGAAGAGAUGUACACUUUUUGCCACGCGAGCGGCGAGUCGUACUUGUUUGUGUGUAUCGCAGUGUCCGACCGCUUUGGCAAUGCUACGAACGAGUAUGAUGGCUGA
Aphanomyces astaci is the source of this 417-nucleotide messenger RNA. RefSeq lists its product as hypothetical. Bases 1 to 417 code for a protein of 138 amino acids. The transcript is spliced from 5 exons. Lineage: Eukaryota; Oomycota; Saprolegniomycetes; Saprolegniales; Verrucalvaceae. The record is from RefSeq and is a predicted model, not a curated record.